AUGGACUCGAAGAUCUACGCGCUGGACGCCUGCAAUCCCACCAAUGGCGACGUAGGCAGCCCAUCGAACAGCUCCGCCACCGCAAUGCACAGCUCCGUAGCGCCCUCCGUCAUUGCAUCCUCCGAGGCCACCCUCGGCCGCCACCUCGCCUAUCGCCUCGUCGAAAUCGGCGUCAACGACGUCUUCUCCGUCCCCGGCGACUUCAACCUCACCCUCUUCAACCACCUCAUCACCGAGCCCAGCCUAAACCUCGUCGACUGCUGCAAUGAGCUCAACGCCGGGUGCGCCACUGAUGGCUACGCUCGCUACCGCGGAGUCGGAGCCUGCGUCGUCACUUUCACUAUCGACGGUCUCAGCGUUCUCAACGCGAUCGCCGAAGCCUAUAGCAAGAACCUUCCCCUUAUUUGCAUCGUUGGUGGUCCGAACUCCAAUGAUUACGGGACCAACAAGAUUCUCCAUCAUACUAUCAGAUUGCCUGAUUUUAGCCAAGAGCUUCGAUGCUUCCCAACUGUUACUUGCUAUCAAGCCAUUGUGAAUAACUUGGAGGAUGCGCAUGAGAUGAUCGAUACUGCGAUUUCCACGGCUCUUAAAGAGAGUAAGCAUAGCUAUAUCAGCAUCAGCUAUAAUCUACCUGGAAUUCCUCACCCCACUUUCAGUCGCGACCCCGUUCCCUUCGCAAUUUCCCCAAGAUUGAGUAAUCAAAUGGGUCUAGAGGCAACAGCAGAGUUCUUAAGCAAAGCAGUGAAACCAGUUCUGCUUGACAAGAAUUGCCUAAGAGAGCAGCUCGACAAGAAUAGCUCGGCAGAAAUUACCAAAGAAGAACAGCUCGACAGAAACAACUUAGCAAGAAUUGCCAUCGAGAGAGCGGCUCAGCAAGAACAGAAAUUGCCAAAGAAGAGCAGCUCGGCAGAAACAACUCGGCAAGAAUUUUCAUUGAGAGCAGCUUGGCAAGAACAGGUUGGCAAGAAUUGCCAUCAAGAAUGGCUCGACAAGAAUAGUUUGGCAAAAAUUCUCCAAGACAGUGGUUCAGCAGGAAUAGCUAGACAUAAAUUGCCAAGGAAAGUUGUUUGA
Molecule: messenger RNA, 1071 nt
Organism: Malania oleifera
Lineage: Eukaryota; Viridiplantae; Streptophyta; Magnoliopsida; Santalales; Ximeniaceae
Product: pyruvate decarboxylase 1-like
Exons: 5
Coding region: 1-1071 (356 amino acids)
Molecular function (GO): carboxy-lyase activity; thiamine pyrophosphate binding
Source: RefSeq, a predicted model, not a curated record